Messenger RNA from Lichtheimia ornata, 3279 nucleotides. RefSeq lists its product as uncharacterized. The transcript is spliced from 24 exons. Gene Ontology annotation, biological process: protein polyubiquitination. Gene Ontology annotation, cellular component: nucleus; ubiquitin ligase complex; cytoplasm. NCBI's taxonomy places the organism in Eukaryota, Fungi, Mucoromycota, Mucoromycetes, Mucorales, Lichtheimiaceae. Gene Ontology annotation, molecular function: ubiquitin-ubiquitin ligase activity. The record is from RefSeq and is a predicted model, not a curated record. The coding region runs from base 1 to 3279 and encodes 1092 amino acids.
AUGGACAACGCUGGACCUUCCGAUGCUGACAAGAUCCGAUUGAAGCGCCUAGCAAAGUUACAACAGCAAGCUGAAGAACAAAAAGCAGCAGCAGCAGCAGCAGCCGAAGCGAACAAUGCUGCUACGACGUCCACCACCACACCUGUCAAUAACCAAAGCACGGCAUCGUCAAAGCCAAUCCAGUCAUCGACACCAACGCCUCCAGCUAAACCAGUGGCAACACCAACAAAUCCACCAGCGGCUCCUCCUACUACUACUACUACUACCAGUACACCACCUUCCAAGCCUGUAACGUCACCCACUCCAAAAGCACCUGCAAAGAGCUUCGAAGACUGGCAAAACGAGGUGCUGUCACGUAUCCUGCAGGUGACCUUGAACUUGGAUACUGUAUAUAAACAAGGACGAUGUGUUUACUUGCAUGGAUUGGUAUCAGAACUCGAGGAGGAAAAUGAAUCCAAGCCAUAUCGCCUAAGUGAAUCAUUACUCGAUCGCAUUUUGGUUGCACGAUUAUCGAUUGAUCCCAAUGAGUCCAAUGAUGAAUAUCCUGAAGACGUUCGAAACGACUUGCGUGUAUUGGAUUUUGACUAUUUGCUCGCUUGCUGGAAACGUGCACAUGAGAUCAAGCGCAAUACAUUGACACGAAGCAAGAACCUUGAUCCAGCCGUGCUUCAACAACGUUUGACAUUACUCGACAACACCAAAGCCUUGCUUAUCUCAUACUCUGGUUUGACGAUCCAAAUGCCAGACAUGUUUCCCCAGAUUCAAAGUCCCACACCUUUGGGUCCAGAGCAAUUAGUUCCUCGCUUGUUGGCUGAACCAGAUACGGCUGAAGGUUUACCAAGUGAAUACCUUGUAGAAUUGGUGGCAAGAUUCGCCGAUGAUGGAUUGGAUCAGAUCAUUGGCUCCGCAUUGGUGAUCAUCUCAAACCGCUUACAAAACAUGAAUAUCUUGGAUGAUUACAAAUCAAGUCUACGGGCAUUGACCAAUUUGUGUGAGAACAAGACGAUUGCUGGAAUGAUCACCACGCUUCCUGAAUUCGAUCCGAGCCAUGCUGCUGCACAUAACAUUGAGAGUAUUUCACUCCUCGGUCCUUUUCUUAGUCUCACUGCAUACCCAGAUCGUUCGUCCAAAGUGGCCGAGAACUUUUUCCAAAAUGCAGAAGAGCGUUAUUCAGCGGACAUCGAAUCUUGCAUGAACGGCAUCAGGGCAACUAUUCACAACAUCCAGAGGACCAUGUUUGGCGUUAUCAACAACAUCGUACGAUCAAGUCCACAGGCUCGUGAAGCGGUGCUUUCCUACUUUGCCCACAUUCUUCAGCUCAAUGUUAAACGUGCUCAAAUGCAAGUGGAUCCAUUGACGGUUGCAAGCGAAGGAUUUAUGCACAACAUUGCUGCCAUUCUUCUCAGCUUUUGUGAACCGUUUAUGGAUGUCAAGGCGUCCAAGAUUGACAAGAUCGAACCAACCUACUUUAGAACAAGCCGUCGACUUGAUGUCACAGAGGAUACCAAGGUCACUGCUGACAAGGAGCAAUCUGAUCGAUACUAUAACAGUGGCGAGCCAAAAUCGCACAACUUUAUUAGCGACAUCUUUUACUUGACAUUGGGAUUCUAUCAUUAUGGCCCUAUUCGAUCAUUCGUCAACUACAAUGAAUUCAAACGAGAGCAUUCGGAAAUGAAACGUCAGAUGGAUCGCAUGGAACAAGAUAUUGCUCGUAUGGGAAAUACACCUAUGCAAGAUUUUCUCAUGCAACGCUUAAAGGCUCGACUUGAUUUGAUGUCGAUGCACAAGUUUGCUUACGAGUCGAUGUUGAUGGAUGAGGAAUAUUUGUCCGAGACGAUGCGAUUCUACAACCUUGUCAUGUCAUGGAUGAUUCGUACUGUGGAUCCUAAGCACCAGCAUCCUUGGGCCAUGAUCACCUUACCACUUCCAAAGGACGUACCCGAAGACUUUGCUAUGCUUCCAGAAUGGAUCAUUGAAGAUGUGGUGGAGUUUUUCAUUUUCCUCGGAAAGUACUGUUAUCACAUGAAGGUUUUCAAGAGCAAUUCCCAAGAGGAGCUUGUGACAUUUAUCAUCACUUUCCUUCGCAACACACAAUAUAUCAAGAACCCAUAUCUGAAAGCAAAGCUUGUGGAGAUUCUAUUUUUCUUCACCUAUCCAAUUGCCAAGGGCGUACCUGGCGAACUCGAGACAAUGCUCAACUCACAUCCACUUGCCUUGGAUCAUUUGAUGGUGUCACUGAUGACGUUUUAUGUUGAGGUGGAACAAACCGGCACCAGCUCUCAAUUUUAUGACAAAUUCAACAUUCGCUACAACAUCAGCCAUAUCAUGAAGACCAUCUGGGGUCACCCUUCUCAUCGUGCCAAGCUAAGAGAGGAGAGCAAAAACCAUGAGAUGUUUACCCGAUUUGUCAACAUGUUGAUGAGCGAUGUUACCUAUCUUUUGGAUGAAAGCUUGAGCAAGCUAUCGGAAAUCCACCAAAUCCAAUUGGAAAUGGAAGAUACAGCUGCUUGGGAGGCACAGCCAGUGCAACAACGACAAGAGCGGGAAGGCAAUUUGCGAUCUCUUGAACGCCAAGCACAGUCCUAUGUCGCAUUAGGUAGUGAGACGGUUCACAUGUUGCAGUACUUGACGGCUGAGGUGGUUGAGCCAUUUAUGGUGACGGAGGUGGUGGAUCGAUUGGCUGCUAUGCUUGAUUACAAUCUUGCUCAGCUUGUGGGACCCAAGUGUACUGAGCUCAAGGUGAAGAACCGAGAAAAAUACCAUUUCCAGCCACGCGUGCUACUUUCAGAAAUCAUUGACAUUUACCUUCAUCUCAAUUGCCCAACCUUUGUGGAAGCGGUGGCUCGUGAUGGUCGAUCCUACAAGAAAGAAUACUUUUCAAAGGCAGCUUCCAUCAUGUUGAAGCAACGUUUAAAGCAUCCGGAUGAUGUAGCCGCACUUGAAUCCUUUGUCAACAAGGUCGAGGAAGCCAUCCAAUGCGGUGUUCUCGAGGAAGAAGAACUGGGUGAUGUGCCUGAUGAAUUCUUGGAUCCUAUUCUUUCCAGCGUGAUGGAGGACCCAGUGCUGCUACCAACAUCCAAUACCAUUGUGGAUCGCAGUACAAUUCGUGCCCAUUUGCUUGGUGAUACUCGUGAUCCAUUCAGUCGUGCACCCCUCUCCAUGGAUAUGGUCGAACCCGCUGAUGAGCUCAAGGCAAAGAUUCAAGCUUGGAGAUUGGAGCAAAAGAGCAAGCGAAAUGCAACAAAAGCUGGUGAUGAUCCCAUGGAUACUAGUGCAUAA